This is a messenger RNA of Peronospora farinosa, 429 nucleotides long. The record is from the annotation of a GenBank genome assembly. NCBI's taxonomy places the organism in Eukaryota, Oomycota, Peronosporomycetes, Peronosporales, Peronosporaceae.
AUGGCAAGAGGUUUGCGCGUCGGCUCCAAGACGGACGUGCUUAAAAACCUGCGCUCGCUGCUACGUGUGACGCGUACACGCGGAUCACAGGAUUCUAUCCGCAACUGCAAGUUUUCGCAGCAGAUUCUCGCGCAGUAUCGAGCUCGACAACACGAGAAUGACCGUACGAAAAUGCGCGCAUACCGAUUGGAAGCCAGUGACUACUUGAUGUUGUUACAGGGCGUCCAAGAGCAGCGGCACUUGUGGGCUUUGGAUGCUGGUCUUGAAAAAACGCUUUCGGGUGAGGAAAUGGUCAACCGGUCGGCACGUCGUGUUGGUCUUGAGGUGCCGGAGAUGUACGCCGAGAAGCGGGAUAAGGAGGAGCUAAAGGAGGCGGCGGCCAAAUAUCUUGCCGACAAGCGGGCAAAAGAGGCUGCAAUGGGACAGUAA